UCAUCCCUCCGCUCCGCCUCUCCCUCGGCUUCCCGGAGGCUUCGUGGCCCUCUGCGCCGGCCCGCGAGGGAAGAAGCAUGCCCAAGGCGGCGUGAAGGCCUCGUCCCCUCAUGGUGCAGUUGCUGGGCCUGGUGUGGCGGAGGCUGCUGCGCAAGCGCUGGGUCCUGGGUGUCGUCUUCGGCCUCUCGCUCGUCUACUUCCUCAGCAGCACCUUCAAGCAGGAAGACCGAGUGCUAUGGGACCGAAAUAUCCCCCAGGCGCAAGACGAAGACCAUCCCAUUGCAUGGAAAGUCCAGUUCAGUCCAGGGAACGGCAGUCAGCAGGGGAACCAGUGUCGAAACUCAGUCCAAGGGAAGCUGCUGAUCACGGAUGAGCUAGGCUAUAUCUGUGAACGGAAGGACGUGUUGGUGAACGGCUGUUGUAACGUCGAUGCACCCCGCACGAAGCUGUACAGCUGCGAUAGCUGCCUGUCAAAUGGCUGUUGCAGUGUGUAUGAGGCCUGCGUUUCCUGCUGCCUACAGCCAAACAAGCAACAGGUUCUGGAAAAUUUUCUGAAUCGAGCGGCAGUGGCAUUCCGGAACCUUUUCCUAUCUGUCGAGGAUCAUUUUGAGCUGUGUCUGGCGAAAUGCAGGACCUCAUCCCAGAGCGUCCAGCACGAAAACACCUAUCGGAACCCAAUUGCCAAAUAUUGCUAUGGGGAGUACCCUCCUGAUCUCUUGUCUGUGUGAACCAGUUGAGCAAACUGGGACCAGCAUGAGAGAACUGGACUGGAGUCAGCAGCAAAAGGAAGAGCAACGUUGCAGCUACUUAGACUAGUGCAUUUGCUUGAACUUGCUUUGUACUUUCACCUCAUGGAAGAGCUUUCCCUGGACAGUUGACUUGUUAUCAUCUCCCUUCUGUUGUAAAACGGAACCAAGAUACCAGAUAUCUCCCAACCAUUGGGCACAAACUUUGCAUCCCAGAUCUGGUCAGUCAAGCUCCAUGUUAAAAGACAGGUGUAGAAGUUACACAUAUAUAUCUGUGGCUCAUGGCCUAUUUUGGACUGGUGGACAAAUGAAGCUUAGAAGAAAGACUGUAGACGCCCCACAGAGUGGGAGAAGAAUGCUCUGAAGACAUUAGUCUUUUGUAAAUAUUAUUUAUUGGAAUCAAGCAGACAGUAUUGGCUCUAGAUGUAUUUGAUGUAGUUCCUGAAGCUGGUAUCUGAAGAGUGUCAGCAUUGGUGUAAGUAAACAGAGAAAGCAUUUAUUUGAGACUAGCGGUCCCCUGCCACGCGUUGCUGUGGCCCACAUGGGGGUUCUGGGUGGGAGGUUUGGCCCAAUUCUAUCGUUGGUGGGGUUCAGAAUGCUCUGUGAUUGUAGGUGAACUAUAAAUCCCAGCAACUACAACUCCCAAAUGUCAAGAUUCUAUUUCCCCCAAACUCCACCAGUGUUCACAUUUGGGCAUAUUGAGUAUUCAUGUAGAGUUUGGUCCAGAUCCAUCAUUGUUUGAGUGCACACUGAUCUCUGGAUGUAGGUGAACUACAACUCCAAAACCAAAGGACACUGCCCACCAAACCCUUCCAGUAUUUUCUGUUGGUCAUGGGAAAACUGUGUCCCAAGUUUGGUUCAAUUCCAUCAUUGGCGGGGUUCAAAAUGCUCUUUGAUUGUAGGUGAACUAUAAAUCCCAGCAACGACAACUCCGAAAUGACAAAAUCAUUUUUUUUGAGUGAAGCACAUACAUUGGGUUGUUAGGUGUCUUGUGUCCAAAUUUGGUGUCAAUUCGUCCAUUGGUUUUUGAGUUAUGUUAAUCCCACAAACGAACAUUUCAUUUUUAUUUAUAUAGAUUGGUUUUCAGGCUUGUUCAUUCAACAAUAUGUGUGCCCUAGCCUUGAUUUGAUUGCCAAUGUUGCUGUGCAGGAAAGGAGGUCUUUCUACAAAUCAGGACAUCAUAAUUGGUUUUUAUGGUUUUGGCUGGGGAUGGGCAAAGUAUUUCAUCAAAAAGUCUUCCCUGUAAAUGCAUUCUGUAAAAUAUUUAUUGCGAUA
Anolis sagrei ordinatus is the source of this 2021-nucleotide messenger RNA. It is a transcript of the gene SPRING1, whose product is annotated as SREBF pathway regulator in golgi 1. Gene Ontology annotation, biological process: positive regulation of SREBP signaling pathway. The record is from RefSeq and is a predicted model, not a curated record. NCBI's taxonomy places the organism in Eukaryota, Metazoa, Chordata, Lepidosauria, Squamata, Anolidae.